CCUAUCUUCAGGUCACUUCCUUACGCACGCUUACUCACGGGCGACGUUCGAUGACUUAACCAGCAAGGCCAGGCCCUCGAUGCUAGCGUUCUGAACAAUUGUUUCCCUGGAGCAGAUCGGACAACAGUCGUUCCUUCUCGAUUCAUCCAGGUCGACGAAGUCCCCAUCGUGUAUGGCUCGUAUGGACGAGAAGGCGUAGGAGGAACCUGGGCCGCAUCCCGCAUUCUGCACCAACCCCCCAUAUAAGGAGGAGGGCCGGCGGCAGCCCAGGACACAUUGAGAAAAGAGACUCCGGAUCUCCCUCAUCAUGUCCAGCAACCAACUGCGGAGAACCGCCCGACCCGAAACGACCAGACGGGUGAUCUCUACUGCGUCCCGCCGCCCCCUUGGAAAACCCAGCUACGCGGAAAGCCGUUGCCCGCAGCGGAGUUCCACCCCACAAGCGGAGAGCCGCAACUUGUCCCGCUGCCGCCGCCGCCGCCGCCGCUACCCCGGACCGGCAGCGACUGCUCCGUCCGUACGUUACUAGGAAGUCUCCCAGGGCACAGGCAAAAUCGUUGGUUGGCCGUUAGGAUUGUCGGUAACCGAGUCGCCCCAAGCAAGAAGGGGGGAGGG
Molecule: messenger RNA, 615 nt
Organism: Colletotrichum destructivum
Lineage: Eukaryota; Fungi; Ascomycota; Sordariomycetes; Glomerellales; Glomerellaceae
Exons: 1
Coding region: 308-529 (73 amino acids)
Source: RefSeq, a predicted model, not a curated record